AUGUGUGCAUUAUUGGCGGUGCCGGAAACGUGCCAGUGGCACUCGCGCCCUCACAUAGCGGAGGACAUCGUCAGUGCGAUCUUGAAGACCCGAGCCAGCGCACACAACCCCGGCGUGUAUUGGUCGCGCGAAGAGCAGGAAAGACAGCUAGAGGAGGCCUUCCAGAAGUGGGCCGCGCGUGGGGUUUGGAACCUCGCGGCUGCCAAGACGCACAAGGAACAAAUGAAACACGUGAAGAAAGGCUGCUUAACGCGUCCGCGAAGCGAUGUUCGAUCGGACGGCAGCCGCGUCGAAGGAACACAUAAAGCAUGGAAUAGCCUUCAACGCUCGUUCGCGAGUGGUCUUGAAAUGCUCACCGUCCUCUCCCACGACCUCGUCCUUCGCCGCAAUCAUCGCGUUGAUCUCGACUCGGGCUCGCCCACCGCGUUCGCGCUAUCGACGUACGGUUCCCACCACAUCCGCCUGGUCGACCGCAUCGCAUACCUCUGGAACACCAUCCGGCAGAACACCACACAUGCACAUCUCUUCAUCGGCCUUCAAGAUACACCGCGUUUUCGGACGGUGGACAGUGGAGAGUCAUUUGGUAUUGUCCGCUCGCAGUUUGUAGAGGGCUAUCAGUACCUGGUGGAUGUCAAGGAGGAGGAGCCCGACAACCUUCUGGAUCUGUCUGCUCAGCCCGCCGAUGUAGCACAACAGCCCCUAAGGAGCAUGAAUAUUGACCCUGCCCUCUUAUCGCAGCCUCUUGUCUCGUCUCUCGCCCCAAUCGACGGUUCUGCUUCUACGUUCCCGAGUGUGCGUCAUACACUGGGCAAGGGGAAGGUCUCGGUACGUCACACUCUCGCGACCAUUAUUUGUACACGGCUUGGAACAGCGAGGUCGUGGCGGAGACACACUCCAGCAGACUCGAAACAGGGUACCCUGACCAGCUCCACUUACGCGUUACUGAAGGUCGAGAUCACGGGCCUCACCCCUUCGCAGCAAGUCUUCUCCAUCUCAACGGGUCUCAAUCCGCUUUCGAUGGUCAUCCCCGGGGGGGACGAGUUCUUCUUGUUCAUGAACCUCCGGGCAGAGCAUCAGUGGGCGUCCCAUAGCAUGACGCCGCGGAAGUGGGUCGAGGCGGCUGAAAUCUACAAUACGGAGCUCGAGAAGACCAAACACCGCCUCGGGUACUACGGUUGGACAGUAAAGAAGACACCGCGUGCUCUGAUGGAUAAGCUAGGGGAGAUAGAAUCAAUGGUUCUGCGCCGCCUGUCCGCUGGUGACUACAAGUGUAAGUUAUCGAUUUUCAUGUUUGUGCAUGUCAGCGCAUUAUCUAAUGCUUCUGUCACAGCGAAGGAGUCUCGCUCAGAGGACUUCUGGAAGAAGCACUGCCAUGCAGUGCCGCUGUUCAAAGGUGGCAGCGAUGACAUGCGCAAGGUAAGCCAUGUCGCACAUCUUUGGACGUGCGUCUCUAACAGAGUGUAUUGGUCACAUAGCGCAAGCUCAAUACGUGCUCGCGCUGCAAGUUCAUCAUGUGGCCUGGUCCGCGUGGUGCGGCACAGAACCAUAAACGUUCCUUCUGCUCCGACGGUGUACGCAUGA
Trametes versicolor FP-101664 SS1 is the source of this 1581-nucleotide messenger RNA. RefSeq lists its product as uncharacterized. The transcript has 4 exons. Bases 1 to 1581 code for a protein of 526 amino acids. Lineage: Eukaryota; Fungi; Basidiomycota; Agaricomycetes; Polyporales; Polyporaceae. The record is from RefSeq and is a predicted model, not a curated record.